AUGUUUUUUUCUUAUUUUUUUCGUCUUCCAAAAACGCUGAGAAUGAAAGAUAUCAACUUUAUUUCUAAAUCAUGUAAUGAUACGUAUAUUUAUCAUAAUGAAGUGGUCAGAAUCAUGGCUGAUUUCAAUCAUUCUUUGAAUUUGAUAUCAUUGUCAGAUUCCGACAUACAACCACACGAACAACAAAACGAUAAAGAUAAUUUACAACAACAAGCAACAAAUAUACUAAAUAAACAAUUCAAAAAUUGUAAUCAACCAUGUUUCACAGAAUAUAGAUCGUUAUCUAUUUAUUCCGAUAAUAAUAAUAAUAGUAAUAGUAUCGAUAUUAUUCAACAUUUUAAUGAAUCACAAUUACAGACAUUACCUGUAAACACAUUACUUCUUUCUAAAUAUAAUCGAUUAAAAGCAUGUUUACAUAUUGAUCUUUAUUACACUCUAGACGGUAGAGUAAUAGAGAAACUACAUACUUUUAUCGAUGGUAUUAUAGAUGUAAAUAACGAUAACAACACAACAACAACCUAUAUUGAAAAUAUAGAAUCUAUUUUCAAGUCAAAAACUAAAUCGAAUGGUGUAAAAAAUAACUUUAUUACGAGUGGUAGAUAUCAUUGUUAUUUAGAGUUAUCAGAGAUACUGAGGAAUCAUAUGUAUUCUGGUUUAUUCGAGAUACAUAUUACUGUGAAGAAUGACGUCGACGAUGCAGGUAAUGACAUUGUCGAACAUUUCAAAGAUGUUUGUAAAACUAUCGGUUGUAAACCAGUGCUCAUAGAGUUACCUAAAGGUGAACAUCCAACGCAGCUGAUGACCUCUUUCUAUCACCGAGCCGAGUCACUCGCUCACAUACAACGACUGGCCUAUCGUCAAGCACAACAACUGAUAGACCAACGAUUUACUAUCACCAGAAUCAAAGUAGAGAUUAUGUUCUCCGGUGAGGGUGUUCCGCUUGGCGACGACCAGCAAUCACUCGACAAAGUAUCAUCGGAGAACUACUUUGAAUUUCAUAUCAAACUGACGCUGCCAAGCGAUUAUCACGAUUAUUCGGAAUUGAAUACGAUAGUAGCGAGACACAAUGCACAUCUAUCAAAGAACGCAUUCAAAUCGAGUGGUGGUGAGCAACAACGAUUCGUAACGAUGCGACUCUAUCACACCGGUAAACAAUCGGCGGAACACAGAUACCUCGCCUGUGUGGACGACCUCGAACAACACCAAUACACUAUUACCGCUAAAAUGAGAGAAUACUCAAUAUACGACUCCAAUGUACAUUUAGAUAAAGGUUGGAUUGAAUAUUCAACAACAAAAUAA
Heterostelium album PN500 is the source of this 1299-nucleotide messenger RNA. RefSeq lists its product as uncharacterized. The record is from RefSeq and is a predicted model, not a curated record. Bases 1 to 1299 code for a protein of 432 amino acids. Lineage: Eukaryota; Evosea; Eumycetozoa; Acytosteliales; Acytosteliaceae. The transcript has 3 exons.